CCUGUUCAUCACAACAACAACAACAGGCUUUUAUUUUGAAGUCAGCAGUGUUAUUCCGGAAGCGCGAGUCAGACGGAAGUAGAAAAACAAUUCUCCGCCAUUGUAGUCAGCGACGGGCAGGUUUGACGUCCAAACACAUUCAGUUAGCGGCUCCGUUACCGACGUUACCGCGUAUUUCAGAAACGGUUGAACCUCCGCGUUGUCCGUUAGGAAGGCUCUCGGUCCGGUCUGGUUUCCUCUCGAGCCGCGGGGAUGGCCGUUUUAACCAGCAAAGCUCUUCACGAGCAGCUGUCCAUCAUCAUGGGCGCGCUGACCAAAGCGGCGGUGGCGGAGAUCUGCGAGGUGGUGGACGAAGGCUACGCGGUGCUGCAGAUGGAGAUCACCCGGAGCCACAAGGAGAACGAGGACCUGAAGAAGAAGCUGCACCUCAUCGAGUCCAUAGUGGUCCGCGGGAGCAGCGGGGGGAAGGCGACGGUUACGGAGCUCGUACCGGCCGCGGAGGGCGCACAGCGGCCGGAAACACCGCAGCAGCAGCAGCGGGACAGUGACGGAGGAGACGGAGCAGCUGCUGCGGCGGUGCGGGAGGAGCCUCCAGACGUGGUGUUGAUCAAAGACGAAGACUCGGACAGUAACGACACCUUUGAUGAAGAUAACAGAACCCCUGCUGAUGGAGGGACGGCUGCAGUCGGAGACGGCGUCACGUCCAGCGUGAAGAGACGCUGGCCGGGAAGCGAAGAGGCGGAGAGGAAGUUGUCCUCUGAGCAGCUCACACUGAAAACAUCCAAAGUGACUGCGGGGACGCAGAAGAGCGUGUCCGUCUACACUCUGGACUCUCCUCGCAGCGAGCCCGGCUGCUCCGGACAGCUCGGCGGCGAUGAGAUGGAGGCCGGCGAGUCGGUCUGUUCCUACUCCUCGCAGAUGGACCCGGACGUCCAGCUGGUCCACCAGGAGUGCUUGCUGGUCCCUCCGAGCGCUAACAGACAAGCGGCGUAUUUUGGUAACAGCGCUCUGACCGAGUCUCAGUCUCCCACAAACAGAGCAGAACUAGAUCUCAGCCUGACGUGGACCAAACAGUCGAAAAGUCAGAUGACUUUCGCUCAGUUUCACCAAAACGAAAACGUGGACGGCGAUGCUUUCGGGAUCAAGCUCAUCAGCGUCUCGGGCUCGACUUCCACAGACUGCCAGCUGUCUGAAAGCAGCAACUCCGCGUUUGAGUACGACGACGCCGACAUGAACUUCGCCCUCUACAGGGACCAAUCGGGUCGAUCUCAGCUCUGUAACGGGCAGCCGAGCGCCGGCGCCCGAGGGAAGCGCUUCGUGUGCUCCAUCUGCAGCAGGACGUACGCCACGUCUCAGAACCUGGACGUUCACAUGCGGAUCCACACGGGCGAGAGGCCGUUCAGCUGCAGCCAGUGCGGCAAGAAGUUCACCCAGUCGGCGCACCUGAAGUCGCACAUGAGCGUUCACACCGGAGAGCGGCCGUACUCCUGCACGUUCUGCUCCAGGAGCUUCAUCGUCAAAUACAGCCUCAAGUUGCACAUGAAGAAAUGUCACCCCAACGUCUGAGUGAGCGGCCGUGUGGGGCUUCUUUCCAAAAUGUAAUCUGUAAAUAUCCAGUUUUUAAAAAAGGAAGAAAAAAGUUUAAAUAACUCGUAAUUCGUUUUCCCAAAAAAGGUGCAGAAGGCAAAUUUUAGAUCCAAGGUUUUUUAAAUAUCUAAAAGUAUGUUGUUUUUUUUCAAGUAAAGAAUGUGUUUAGUUCAGUUAAUUGAUUGGCAGAAAAUUAAUUAGCAACUAUUUUGAUAGCGUAGUCGUUUAAGUGAUUUUUCAAGCAAAAAAUGCCAAACUUUUGAUGCUUGUAACUUCUCAAAUGUGAUAAUUUGCUGCUUUUCAAUUCAAAGGGGCUUUAUGGGCAUGGGAAACAGGCGUUUACAAGUGCGAAAUAAAGAACAACACACACACACACGUUUCUUAACAUUACGGGAAAGUGAAUCUCUUCGGGUUUUGGCGUGUCGAUCGGACAGAACAACACCUCCGAGGACGUCACCUUGGGCUCGAGGAAAUGUUGACGGGCCUCUGUUCAGUUCUUCAUGCGUUACAGCCCAGACGCUUCAAAUCAAGAAAACUUGCUAGCGAGCUCUGUCUCUGCUGUUAAUAUAGUGUACAGCUCAAAAACUAUUUCAUUAAAAAAAGUUAAUCGUUGUGUAAAAAGUACGAGUCACAUACAGUUUGUUUUACGUCUCGCUCUUGGUUAAUAAAACCAAUUCUGAAACA
Molecule: messenger RNA, 2271 nt
Organism: Siniperca chuatsi (mandarin fish)
Lineage: Eukaryota; Metazoa; Chordata; Actinopteri; Centrarchiformes; Sinipercidae
Product: zinc finger protein 658-like
Exons: 3
Coding region: 253-1566 (437 amino acids)
Cellular component (GO): nucleus
Source: RefSeq, a predicted model, not a curated record